This is a messenger RNA of Kwoniella shivajii, 4662 nucleotides long. RefSeq lists its product as uncharacterized. Gene Ontology annotation, molecular function: zinc ion binding. Bases 1 to 4662 code for a protein of 1553 amino acids. The record is from RefSeq and is a predicted model, not a curated record. The transcript has 16 exons. Lineage: Eukaryota; Fungi; Basidiomycota; Tremellomycetes; Tremellales; Cryptococcaceae. Gene Ontology annotation, cellular component: endoplasmic reticulum membrane.
AUGGCAGAUAUAACGCCAGCACCACCGCAUCAUGAGGAAGAAGGAGACGUAUGUCGAGUAUGUCGUGUAGAAGGGGACGAAACAGAUCCUUUGAUAUACCCAUGCAAAUGUUCUGGAAGUGUCAGAUUCGUGCACCAGGACUGCUUAAAACAAUGGUUAGCUCAAACCGGCAAGAAGCAUUGUGAAAUAUGCGGGCAUAAAUAUACCUUCACCAAGAUCUAUCCCGACCAAUUACCUGAAUCCAUACCGCUAGUAGUAUAUAUACGGCAGUCUCUCUAUUGGUUAUAUCGCCAGCAACUAUGGGUAGCAAGAUGUAUCCUCGUAGUGACCACAUGGUUGAUAAUACUUCCUAGUAUGAACAUGUUCAGUUUGAGAUCGUUACUAUGGAUCACAGAUCACAUAGGCUAUACUGGACCAGAACCAACGGAAAGUUUGGACACAUUAUUCAAAGUCACUUUUCCAAACAGUAACGUCUCAGAAGUCAUCAUCUCGAAUAUCACCGAGCACGUACAGCACAAUAUAACCAGUAGUGGGGAAGCCUCCUCUAUCUCCAAUAUCUCAAAAGGAAUAAGCGUUGGUGACGUUGUCGACAGACCUAUGUCCACAUUAUUUGGAGUACUUCGCGGAGCGUUCGAAAAGUGGAUGAAAGGAGAUGAGAACAGUGUCGUAAGCUUUGUUUUACGCGGGCAGGUCCUUUCCAUAACCCUCGCUGCUGUUCUAAUCGGUCUGAUCCUAUUGAGAGAAUGGAUCACGCAACAUAAUUGGCAAGAAGGUGCACGACCUCAAGUUGUCGAACAGGGAGAUAUAAACCCUGAUGAGUGGAUGAUCGUUAAUGGAAUUGCAAGACGAACAACCGAUGUCAUGGCUGCUUUGUUAGGGAAAGCAAGGCAAGAUAGAGAAAGACGAGUGCCGAUACCGCGGCUCGGUCGUGAGCAAGAGAGGGAAAUAGCUAGAUUGCGAAGGCAACAAGCGACAACUAGACAUAUCCGAGAGCAGAUAGAUGCUCAAAUGGACGCACAAUUGGCAUCUCCGAUUGCUUCGCCCAUAGACAGUGAAGAAGAGGAAGAACCCAAUGCUCAGGAUCAAGAUGCAAUAGGUGCUGAGCCGGAUGAAGCAGGAGGAUCGCUAGGAAAGUACGAUAUUAAAUACCCCAGGAGCGAUGAUGGAGAACCUCUGUUCGUUGGCCGACCAAUCCCUUCAGAACCGGACGCUAUAGCUUCUGCGCUACAAGAGUAUCGUCAAUCUCAUCGACUUGCUGAACGAAGAGCAGAAGAAGCAUUGCCGUCGACCCGUGAGAACGAUCUCGCCGGUCAAGCUUUCGAUACUUUGUUGGAUCAAGCUUUAUCUGGUUCUCAACUCCCAGUAUCAAGAACCUCCUCCCGCAAUGCUUUUGAAGGGGAAAGCGAGGCCGGGCAAAGUCAGCCGCGAGUAAAGCGAACCAAUACAGGGAAGAGUCGAGAAGAAAGUUCUGAUUUGAUAGAAGAAAAGAAACAAGCUAGGCAAAGUUUCAAAGAAAGGGAAGAGGUGGCAUACAAAGCACCAGAAUUGUUGAAGAAGGGGAAAAACAAGGAAGAAGUAUCAGAGAAUCACAUAGCUGGACCAAGCAAUAAUAACUAUCCCUCGGAAGGCGAUAUACCACUAUUCUUACCCGCUUCACGUAGUCGGUCAUCCUCAUCUACGUCUUCAACUUCAACAUCCAAAAAUAACAUAUUCAGAGCGGGUGAGACGAUUAGGUUUGAUGAAUCUGGUAAUCUUCUACAUGAAUUACCUCGACCUGCCACUCCCGACCGUAAUCCUUUCAUUCAGGAGCCAGAAGGAGCUGAAUCAGCCGAAGAGCAUGAUGGCGAGUGGGAAGAUGAGCGGGAAGCUGGUCUUGACGAAGAAGCUGAUCGUCAUGGCCGCGCGCCAGCGGACGGCAUUGAGGGACCGGCAGACGACCUAGAGGAAGCAGACUUAAGACCCGCACAAGUCCAGUUAAUGGAGGAGAUCGAGGGAGAACCUUGGGAUAGAGAUGAUUGGAAUGGUAUGCUGGAAGUGGUCGGAUUGAUAGGGCCGUUGCAUGGCUUAUUUCAAAACGUUUUGUUUGGUGUUAUCAUAAUGUCCGCUUCCAUAUCCAUUUUCAUCGGCCUCCCUCUGCUCAUAGGCAAAUUAUUCUUAUCCACCGACCUGAUACGUUCCUCGCUUUCGAUUGCUGGUAGAACACUAUACCUCAUCCGAAAAGUGACUGACCCAAUAGUCGAUAUAAUAUUCGAGAUAGUAAAGGAAGUAGUUGCGCUCCCCUUGAUAGCUUCCGUUCGAGCUGCUGAGAAUCUCUUGGCUCGUAAACUUGGUUUAGAAAGUGGAUCAAAAGCAAACAUCUUAGCGAAGUUAUCGUCCAUCGUUUCUUCCACCUCGUCGUCUUCCACGAGUGUCGGUAGCGAAGAAAAAGGCAGAUAUGUCACUCUGCUUGCGGAUGGACUAGCUUGGGUCGGACAAAAUACGUUUGAUGCCUACCAAUCUUAUAUCGAUGGUAAACGUAAAAUAUCGAUAUCUGAUGCCGUAUCCGACAGAGUUCUGAUGGUUUUUAGUGGGUAUGGGGUUGCGGGAGGUAUAGUAGGUCUCAUUGCUUUACCUGGAGAAAAUGGAGGCGCUAUUAGCAAAGAGUUGAGCAAGAUAGUUAAGGAGCACGCUAUGUUUUUAAAGCUCGCCUUUUUUAUGGUUCUUGAACUUGGGGCGUUCCCCCUCGGGAUAGGAAUGAUGAUAGACGGUUGUACGGUCCCACUCUGGUCAGGAGUAACUUUAUUGAGCAGAUUGGAGAAAUUGAAAGCAGGACCCUUUGGAGUCAUGUUCCUCGAUUGGCUUAUCGGAACGAUGUUCAUGUACCAGUUCGCUACUCUCCUCUCACAUAUCCGUACCUUAUGUCGACCAGGUACUCUAUUCUUCAUCCGCGAUCCUGCGGACCCGAACUAUUCACCUGUCAAGGAUAUAGUGGACAAAAGCGCUUUCUCUCAACUAAGAAAGCUUGGUACUUCAGCUGUGAUGUAUGCUGUCAUCGUUUUCACCCUCUUUGGAGGUUCGUGUUGGACUUUGGCAUAUUUACCUCGCGUCGAUUUCCUGCCACUCCGUGUGGAUCCCACCUUUGGUCCUCUUACAUCGAUACCUUUCGACUUGCUCUUCCUGCACCUUGUUGUCCCUCCCACUGUGACUAUCAUCCGUCCCCGUCACCGCAUGCGCAAGAUCUUAACUGUAUGGUGGAAAUCAACCAUCAAUCUGGUCCGAUUAAACACGCUCAUGGCUAAACGUUCUACUUCCACAGAUCACAAAACCUUGAAUGAUGAGCCUAGCAGAAUCGACAAGGUAUGGCCAAUCCUUGAUCCCAUUUGUCAAUUGAUGUUUGGUAAAUAUAAUCCUACUACGACAAGAGCUCGGGUCCCAUCCUCUGAUCAAGUCAUUCUAUUACCUCCUGCACAGAGGAAAGCUGAAGGAGGUGUAUUCAUCGCACUGAACGAAGAAGGAGUGCCAAACUCGCCUGAAGACAAGAUGAGGUUAUUAAAGCAAGAUAGAAGAGCUAGAGAAGCUGGUAGAGAACCUUCGAGAGAUUACGAAGUGAUUCGAUUACCCCAAUAUUGGAGGACUAGAGUACAUACUUUCAUCGGCGUUACUCUGCUCAUGGCGGCUACUGUUAUUGCUACAGCUGUUUUCGGGCCCGUAGCAGUAGGUAGACUGGCAAGCUCGUUCAUAAGCAAUGGCAGCGCAAAGAAGAUUCACGAUGGAUACAAUUGGUUAUUCGGGGCGUAUAUAAUUCACCUUUCAUUCUCAUUAGGUCUGACCGCCAGAAGACAUAUUUUAACUCUGUCCAAAGCUGGUAGAUUGAGAAGAUCAGGACGAUCCACAAGAAUUAAAAGGACUAUCAUGAGGUUUUUAGCUGGAACAUACGGUCUAUUGUUGGUGUAUGGAGUCAUUCCAAUCGCAGUAGGAUUGUUAGGUGAUAUAUAUGGAUCAACAUUUUCUUGGACGAGAAAGGCUGGCGAAGGUGGGAGACUCCUCAUUCAUUUUUGGGAUACAUGGGCAAUGGGAACGGUGAUUUGUUCUUUAGCUGUGGGGUUGAUGAAAAACAUAUCUCGAUUUAGACCUGCCAGAAGUUCAAGAUUGGAUAAUCUAAAAGAGAGAUUCCAAAAUCCUAUCCCGAAAGACUUCAGUUCGACACAUCAAAUCUUACCAACCAUAGGAUAUCUACUCAUUCCUGUGGUCUCACCAUUCGUCAUUACGGCUUUAAUUGUUUUAGCCAGUAAAGGCAAAUAUUCGGAUGAAGUAUAUCAAGGUCUUCUUCUCGCCAUUAUACCAUUAUUACUGAGGAUACUCGUGAUCGUCUUGAUUAGACAAUGGUUCUCUUCUGGUUGGAGUACGAUGAGACAACAAAUGAUUGAUGCUGAGUAUGUAGUAGAAGAGAAAGUGGAGAAUUAUGAUCCGUCAUUAGAAGACAAAAAGAGGAAAAUCAGAGAAGCAAAAGGGAAAGCAAAGAAAGCUGAUCUUCAUGGAAAUGAAGACGAACCUGUCAGUGAUGAAGACAAACAGAAAGGAAUGGAUGAAGAAGAAGAACAAGAAGAACACGAUUGGGAAGAUACGGUCGAUGAAGUUGCUGAUGAAGAUGAUGAUAAUGAUGAGAUCUUCAAAGUGGAUUAA